Molecule: messenger RNA, 1092 nt
Organism: Geodia barretti
Lineage: Eukaryota; Metazoa; Porifera; Demospongiae; Tetractinellida; Geodiidae
Source: the annotation of a GenBank genome assembly
AUCUCAACGGAAAAUCAAAAAACAUGCGAAUUAUUUGCGGCACUGAAGCUGCUAUCGCCAGGGACUUAUCUGAGGGAAGGUAUCGAUUAUAUCAUCCAAAGUAAAGCCGGUGGGCUCAUCGUCUUGGGUGAUACGCCAGAAACUCUGGAUUUGACAGAAGGUGGCUUCCGGAUUAAUUGCCCAUAUACACCGACACGUUUAUAUGAGUUGUCGAAAAUGGAUGGCGCGAUUAUUCUUUCUGAAGAUAUAAAACGCAUAGUGCGCGCGAAUGUAACGUUGAGAACCAGCUCGACGAUUCCCUCGAAUGAAACAGGACUCCGCCACCGCUCGGCGGAUAAAUUUGCGAAAGAGACUGAGCAGAUUGUCCUCGCAGUGUCACAAAGCCGAAAUACGCUUACCCUGUAUCUCAAAGAUCAGCACUAUAUUUUCCGAGAAUGCUCUACGUUGCUUUCCUGCGCGAAUCAAACGAUGUUCGCACUGACGCAGCACCUCAAAGCACUGCAAAACGCCGGUACCAUUCUGAAUUGGGCUGAAUUAAGUGGAGAUGUGACCUUGGCGGAUGUCGUCGCGGCUAUCCAAUUGUGUGAACGCGUUCGCCGCGCUGAGCAGGAAUUGGACCGUUACAGGAUCGAGUUAGGCACACAGGCGCAAUCUCUACAGUAUGUUAUUCCCGAACUCACAACUGAAAUUGAGAGUGGACUUCUGAUUAUAAAAGAUUAUUAUCAUGAGAGUCUACGUGACGCCUCUGAAGCGUUUGAAGCAAUUUUGGGUCUUGAUGUACACAGCCUCGCAAACCCGAGUGACAUUAGUGAAGCUUUAGGGUAUUCGCGUGAUGUGUGUAACACUUUCGAGGUGCUUAAACCCCGCGGGUAUCGGAUGCUUAGCCAAGUGCCUCGUAUUCCCUUCAAUAUUGUUGAAAAUAUCGUUCACAAAUUCAAAACAUUGGAUCGGGUCAACAUAGCUGCUGUUGGUGAACUCCAGGCAGUUGAUGGAGUUGGUAAGGCACAGGCAUCAACAAUCAAGCACACACUCGCGCACAUGAAGUCAACAGCCGUCCAACCGGAAGUCAUGGCUUUGUCUGCAUUUGAAUAA